UCCCGGCCCAAGAAAAGCUGCCCGCUCAUCUUCGGACGUCCCAAAUCUCAACGCAUCUGCGUCUCUCAACCUCGCCUCAACCUCUGCCCUCCAUCCCUCCCGUGCGUUCGUCGAAAGGAAAACCCUCUCCGCUCCAAACAACCCACACUCUCGCGUGAAUUGAGAUCACUUCUCAAUCGAUCCUCCGAAUCCGAGACUCCGACGACAUAUACACACGAAAAGAAAAGCUUAGCUUUCAAAAGUCCGUCACGAUGGCCCCCACCAACAACUUCUUCAAGGCCGCGCGCCCUGCGUUCCGCCAGCAGGUCUUCGCCGGCGCCCAGAUCCGCAACGCUUUCCGUACCUCCCAAUUCCGCGCCCAGUUCCGUGAGAGCUCCAAAAGAUGGCAGAGCUCGACCGCGUCCGCCGAUGCCCAGGUCAGCUGGUUCAAGCGCAUGUGGGACAGCCCCAUCGGAAUCAAGACGGUGCACUUCUGGGCCCCUGUUAUGAAGUGGGCUCUUGUCCUUGCCGGUGUUGCCGACUUUGCCCGUCCCGCCGAGAAGCUGUCUCUCACCCAGAACGGUGCCCUGACGGCUACUGGUAUCAUCUGGACCCGCUGGUGCUUCGUCAUCAAGCCCAAGAACUACCUUCUUGCUGCUGUCAACUUCUUCCUCGGUGUUGUCGGUGUCGUCCAGUGCUCCCGUAUCCUCAUGUGGCAGCAAUCUCAGAAGAGCGUUGGCGACCUGGCCAAGGACGUCAAGGAGGACGUUAAGGAGGCCGUGUCUUCCUAGACCUAGAAUCGCAAAUGCCGAGCAAAGUGGGGUACAAUAAGGGGUCCAUGGGAGGUACGAGGUAAAGUUGCAGUAUGGUUCCAAACUGACGUACCAGCUGCGGCCACGAUCCAGAGACAGUCGCGGAGGCAAGAGGAGACGGCGCAGAGCGCAUCGGACUACCCACCCUGUCAUGUCAUGUCGUGCAUCAGACACGUCACGCUUCCCAGAUCUGGUUUCUAGACACUUCCUUUUUCUAAUUCGAUAUACAAGAAGGCCAAUGUUUCACGGCCCAAGAGACUGCAAGGAGAAAGAAGCGAACCACGUUCUUGACCCGAAUCAUGCGUUAUAGUCCUUGUACUGUAUGUGCUUCAUUCGAAGAGUUUAUCCAUACGGAAACGCCCAAUGGGUCCCCGCGGUAGCAUUCCGCUUUUCCCCGCGGAGUAACGUGACUAGGAGACGGCUC
This is a messenger RNA of Colletotrichum phormii, 1215 nucleotides long. RefSeq lists its product as uncharacterized. The record is from RefSeq and is a predicted model, not a curated record. Gene Ontology annotation, molecular function: pyruvate transmembrane transporter activity. NCBI's taxonomy places the organism in Eukaryota, Fungi, Ascomycota, Sordariomycetes, Glomerellales, Glomerellaceae. The transcript is spliced from 4 exons. Gene Ontology annotation, biological process: pyruvate import into mitochondria. Bases 252 to 770 code for a protein of 172 amino acids. Gene Ontology annotation, cellular component: mitochondrial inner membrane.